Molecule: messenger RNA, 4353 nt
Organism: Leguminivora glycinivorella
Lineage: Eukaryota; Metazoa; Arthropoda; Insecta; Lepidoptera; Tortricidae
Gene: Syx1A
Product: syntaxin-1A
Exons: 10
Coding region: 183-1157 (324 amino acids)
Biological process (GO): intracellular protein transport; synaptic vesicle fusion to presynaptic active zone membrane; exocytosis
Cellular component (GO): synaptic vesicle; endomembrane system; plasma membrane
Molecular function (GO): SNARE binding; SNAP receptor activity
Source: RefSeq, a predicted model, not a curated record
AUUAAGUUUCGUUUGGUUCUUGCGUGGUGGCGUAUCGAUUUUUGUUGAGUGAAGUCAGUGAAGUGAUCGUAGUGUUCGUGUCCUUUAUUCCUUUAUUUUAGUGACGUUUUUAGAAAAAUAUCUGUGAAUGGGAUUGUGUAACAAGAUAAAACGUUUAUUUGGUGUGUGAUUUUCCAUUAAGGAUGACGAAGGACAGGUUAGCGGCGCUUCAAGCGGCGCAAAGCGACGAUGACGACGUCGGGCCCGACGACGUCAACGUCGCGGUUGAAGAGAGCCCCAUGACCGAAUUCUUCGGUGAGACGGAAAAUCCUGAACGUCCGAAUUUAUUUUCUCAAUUUAAACGGAAGAUUCAACCUGGCAAGAAUACUCGUAGCGAGUUCUCAAAAUUUGUGAACAAUGUGGAAGAGAUACGGGAGAUGAUAGACAAGAUUCAAGCAAACGUGGAGGAGGUGAAGAAGAAGCACAGCGCCAUCCUAUCAGCACCGCAAUCAGAUGAAAAAACAAAGAACGAAUUAGAAGAUCUCAUGGCUGAUAUUAAGAAAACUGCCAACAAAGUCAGAGGAAAGUUAAAACACAUAGAGCAGAACAUCGAACAGGAGGAGCACUCUAACAAAUCAUCGGCGGAUCUCAGGAUAAGAAAGACACAGCACUCGACCCUGUCUCGCAAGUUCGUCGAAGUGAUGACCGAAUACAACCGCACGCAGACGGACUACCGGGACCGGUGCAAAAACCGGAUACUCCGGCAGCUGGAGAUCACUGGCAGGAACACUACGGACGAGGAGCUGGAGACUAUGCUGGAGCAGGACAACCCCGCCGUGUUCACGCAAGGGAUAAUAAUGGAGACGCAGCAAGCCAAGCAGACGCUGGCCGAUAUCGAGGCGCGGCACGCCGACAUUAUCAAGCUGGAGACCUCCAUCCGCGAGCUGCACGACAUGUUCAUGGACAUGGCGAUGCUUGUCGAGAGCCAGGGAGAGAUGAUCGACCGCAUUGAGUAUCAUGUAGAGCACGCUGUGGACUAUGUCCAAACUGCCACCCAAGACACAAAGAAGGCCCUAAAAUAUCAGAGCAAGGCUCGACGGAAGAAGAUCAUGAUCCUAGUAUGCUUGCUGAUACUGGGGCUGGUCGUCGUGGGCUACGUGUCCAGCUACUUCUACUAGCUCCGCCAAAUGCUCAAAGGAUCGCCAUGCAAUGGAUCAUCGUCGUCGGCGCCUGCGACCCGCCCGCCUGUCGCUGCUUCGCGGCGCUCGUCAAACAUCGUACAGUUUCAUUUGUUGCCACUAGUAACGUUGAAAUGUAUUUUUAUUCUAUAAACACAUGUUAGUCAUCAGCAAAUCAUUGUGGCUUCAAACACAUGCGACAAUGCUACGCGCGACUUUUGGCUCUAAUUUCAAACCAACAGCCAUAUUUAAUUUGUGUACCCAGUUGCCCAAACGUUUCUAACGCGAAUGUUUCAUAUACAAAAAUAUAAAGUGGAAGCAUAGAACGUGACGCAUCUUUAUGAACGUUUGCGUAAUGGGGCAAUAGAUGUAUAAUUAACAGUUAAUCCACAACUCGCAUACAUUCUUUACAUAUAAAAAACUUAUUAUAUAAGUACACAAAAUAGGAUUUGACUAGAUGUUAAGAUUUUAGAAUCGACCUACAGUGAUUUCUGUAACCCAUUGUUACUGUGAUUGUCAGAAUCUAUUUUGUGUGCAUACCGAAUCGUUCAUAAAAGGCAUAAAUUAGGAAAUAAUACUCCACUUGAAUAUAGUUAAUACGUAUACUUAUAGUUCAUAACAUUAUCAGAAAAACAAAUAUUUAGACAGUCUAUUUUUGAAAGUCCGCUGCAGGCUUCAUGUUAAGGAAUUAUAUAAAUGAACAUCACCUGUGGAAUUAGAAAAUUAAGUUAUAAACAUUGGCGAACCUGAAGCUUUAAGCUUCAGUUACGGGUUUCGUAACUCUGCCAUAGUAUGAUAUAUAUAAUUUAAUGUCAUACUGUCCACGAUGUCCAGAAAUGUUCACAAAAAUUAUUAAAUCAAACGAAUGGCAGUAUAACAAGCGCCGAUGUCAAUCAAAACAUGUAAUCAGUAUCUUUAACCGAAGAUUUGUAAUAAUCACAAAACGGACGAUAUUCAAGCAUUAGGUGUAGAUAUUGAUAUUUCGCCAAAAAAGGCUCGAUUAGGCCGAGGGCCGAAUAUUGUAGGAGGAAAUCGUCAGUAGGAGGAUGUUAGUGGAGGUGUCGAUACUGUCGAUCGCGCGAGUGGCCUAGUCCGGCUCGUGCGCCGGGAGGGGAGGAGGGCAGGCCACGGCGCACAGUACAAACAGGCGGCGCGGGGCGCCGAGUUGCCGACGGCCCGGCUCCGGCGCCGCCGCGCCUCACCAGAGCAUAUCGCGCCGGCGUGCCGUCGCCGUAGCAAUAAUGAUAUUCGAUUACAAUUGUAAAAUUGUUUUUAACUUUCGAAUGUGUGAUAGUAGAUGCAGUUGUUGUUUAGUUAACUUUAACAUUAUAAAUUAUAAUUAAUGAAUUGUUAUUGUGGAUGUAACUUUUAAUAAACCGUAAGAGUAAUUUUAAACUUUUCAUAAAUAGACACUCGUUUAAAUUAUCUCGGCGCUUUCGGAUCAGAAUCGUAGUUGACAAUUUGGUUUCUUACUCUUAAGAUCCCCUCAUUGUACAGUAAUCCAUAAUGUACUCGUACCUACGUAGCUGGUGUAGCUAGGAUAUACAUUUAAUAAAUUCGAAGUACCGGUCAUCGGCGAUGCAAGUACUUAAUAGGUAUUGAAACAGUAUUUUGUGUUCGUAACGUUACUUAUAUUUUCCUAGAAAAGAAAACACUCAAAGAAAAAAUAUUAAGCACCAACACGUAUUAGCAAUCUCCUAAUUUAAGAGUAUAAGUGUAAAUGUUAAAGAAACCUGAUGGUUACAAAAUUGGUAAGAGUAAAGGUGACCACUGAGCAGUGCUCGAUCGUCGGUUCAAAGAGGGCGUCUAACGGCCCUAAGCCCGCCGCCGGCGGCGCCAAGCCCUCGAGCUCGACGAACAAGCAAAACACUCGGAAGUGCAGUUGCGUAUGGAACAACGUAAAGCAAUGUUAAUUUAUAACUAGUUAACAUAAUUAGAUUUUUAUCCUUAAGAGUAGGAUUUCAUCUAGUUGCCUUCGUAACAGUAGAGAAAUUAGGUAAUUCCUUUUCUCUCAGUAGUUUCAUUAUAAAGUGAGGUCAGUCGCAUGUUUCCACUCGCCAGUCAAUUGUCCCGCUUGUCUUCCCCGCGAGCCGGCUCGACACGGCCCCCGACCUUACAUCGCGCUGACACUAGCUAGAUGCAUCUCGACUCAUCGUAUCUUAGGCUAAGUAUAUUAUAUUAUUGGCCUCGUCGGGUCCCCUCGCCGAGGCCGCGUACCUGACACCAAAGUAAAGUUAAUGGUAGUGACUAGCGUGCGCUAGCCCGGAGCUGAGCCUGGAACCGGGAGCCGGGAGCCCGCCCAACACAUCGCACAAGUCACGCGGAGACGCUCCCGCCGCCGCCGCGGGGCGGAGGGCUUGCGGCGAAAGCUGCAACUCUUCGCUCCCGAGUAGUGUUUUGUAAAAUAAAAUGUUAGAGUAGGCAUAACCAAACUUCUAGUCGGCUUUCAAUGAUCUUAUUAAUCUGAUAAUAUCAAUCGUAAUAUUGCAGUUGUAUUCUUAGGUUACUAGUGUACAUAAUGUGGCGUUCUUGUGUUCAAUCAGCCACGCGCCUCGCGGGGCCGCGCCGUCCGAUGAUCGCACGACUAUCGCUCGUUUAUUGUUCGGUUCGGACACUUGUGAGGCACGGUGGCUAGCGUUCUAACAAAAUCUCAAUCUUAUCGUAAAGCAUAGAUAUUUUCAUAAUCAAUAGUAUGCAUUGUUGAUUGGAUUGCUAAUUUUGUAUAAGUACACAAUUAGUAUAGUUUAUAUACUUAUGUGUCAAUUCAUAUAGCAUUUUAUUGCAUUAACAGACGAUAGCUAGUAAGUGUUAAAGGUAAUCCAGACGUAAUAACAGUACUGUUUAUUAGGCUUCUUUGGAUUUUUAGUUCCAAUGUGACGUUUUGGGAGCGUUUCUGUUGCGUUUGUUAUAGAGGCGGGAGCGCGCAGGCCGCCCGCGCGGAUCCCGCCCGCAACAGGGGCGCUCCGCAGUUUAUUAAAUGUACCUACUACAUAUUUAUGGGAAACAAUAUACAUGUCGUAGCGAUCGUAAACAGAAUUUAACCUACAAAUCAGUCCUCUAAACAUAUUUGUAUUUUAUCUUCUCCAUAAUUGUAUAAAAAGGAAUUUAAAGAGCAACGAAGAUGAUGAAUAAUAUUAGGUAUCCGAUUGCAUUUUGAAAAGGUUACUCUAGUAUGAUAUUUAUUAUUUAUCUACUC